Messenger RNA from Peromyscus californicus insignis, 5481 nucleotides. Its product is annotated as RNA-binding protein 3-like. Gene Ontology annotation, cellular component: spliceosomal complex. Gene Ontology annotation, molecular function: ribosomal large subunit binding; RNA binding. Lineage: Eukaryota; Metazoa; Chordata; Mammalia; Rodentia; Cricetidae. Gene Ontology annotation, biological process: regulation of translation; positive regulation of mRNA splicing, via spliceosome. The annotation marks the transcript as partial. The transcript has a single exon. The record is from RefSeq and is a predicted model, not a curated record.
UUCCAGGAUUUGCAUUCUGCCCCGUCUUCUGAAGAAGGAAAGCUCUUCGUGGGAGGGCUCAACUUCAACACCGAUGAGCAGGCACUCAAAGACCACCUCAGCAGCUUCGGGCCUAUCUCUGAGGUGGUUGUUGUCAAGGACCGGGAGACUCAAAGAUCCCGGGGUUUUGGCUUCAUCACCUUCACCAACCCAGAGCGUGCCUCAGACGCCAUGAGAGCCAUGAAUGGAGAGUCCCUGGAUGGGCGCCAGAUCCGUGUGGACCAUGCAGGCACGUCUGCCCGGGGAAGCAGAGGGCGUGCCUUUGGGGCCCAUGGGCGUGGUCUCAGUUACUCUAGAGGGGGUGGAGACCAGGGCUAUGGAGGCAGAAGAUAUGACAGUCGACCUGGAGGAUAUGGAUAUGGAUAUGGACGGUCUAGAGACUACAGUGGCAGCCAGGGUGGUUAUGACCGCUACUCAGGAGGAAAUUACAGAGACAAUUAUGACAACUGAAAUGGGGCAUGCACACAUAAUAUACACAAGGAAUAACACUUCUGAUCCAGGAUCAUCCUUCCAAAUUGCUGUAUUUAUAAAGAUUUUUGGAGCUGCGCUGAAACAUCUGUUUUAGUACAUCAAGUUCUAUUUUUGAAUUGAGCUCCCAAGGUAGUUUGUUAAAGACCUUUUAGAAAGCUCCAUGUGUUCUUUAAACAUUUUUUUCCCUUUAAAGACAAAUUUUAAGACAUUGCUUAUGGUACCGAUAUUUUUUCUUUUGUCAGUUUUUGUUUAGGUUCAGAAUUGUUUCUGGCCAAAAAAAGUGGCCAGGCUAAUGUUUUUAAAAUUAAUGUGUAUUUAGGGACAUUUGAAAAAACUUGUAUACAAUGUUUAUCAUGGCCAGAAAGUGAUUUCUGAAUGUACCUAUGAGCAAUCUGAAUCAAGAUCAUGAUUACCUAGAGAUUUUUUUUAUUCAAGAUUACUAUCCUGAUUAUAUAGAAGAGCUUCUUGAAAAUGUUUGUGAAUGUCAUUUUUUAAAUACUGGAAGAAAAGAUAUUCUGUUGUGUCUGAUAUGUUUAGGAUGUCCUUUAUGGAGCUAAUUAAAAGAUGAAACCUGAACACACACACACAUACAAAAAUUAAGUCUUUAAAGGAAGAAUGAAUCACUAUAAAAAAGCCACAUAAAGAUGGAAAAUACACAGAGUCUGGAUCCCCAGUGGUGCUUUGCUGACUUUGAAUUUUUUGAAUGCUGAAGAGCAAAUGGCAGCUGCGGGAAAACAUGAGAUUUUAAAAGGAAUUGCUGAAUUAAAGCAGCCUAGAUACUUUAAGGAUGUCUUAACUUUAAAAUGGAAUUCAGAAAAUGUAUUGUGUUUGGGAAGAGUUAAUGUUUGUUUCCAAAGGAAAUGAAAGGCUAUGGAUUCCUUUAAAAUUAAUAGACACCAGAUUUGAUUGGGAGAGACCUCCUGAAAACCUUGGCUACAGCUAUAAAGAAAAAAACCUAGAAAACUACAAAACAGAUGACAUAUGUGCUGAUCCCUUGACAUGGGAACGGCUCUGAGACCGGAUGAGACAUGAUAAAUCUUAUUGCUUACAGAGUCCUCAUUAUUAUUAUUACAUGUCAUCCUUUCAUAUGGCAUGGAUAGAAGUUUGGUUAUACAGUUCAAACAAAUUUACCAAGUUGACAGAUGUCUUUUACCUGCUCAAACGUAAAACAGAAAAUCAUCUUUGGCUGGCUUGUGUACAAGGUAUAGUUCAUACUUGUGUUAAUGCAGAUAUGUAUGUUAUCCUUGGAAGUUUGUGUGUUUUCAGAGCAAGGGGACCAGACAUCAGUGAAAAUAGGUGGCCCAGGUGAUCCAGCCUUUCAGAGUACCUGAAACUGUUACACUUUCCUCAGAGUUUUGUGUUCAGAACAGCUUCAAGGCUGCUGGCUGAGAUGGUCCAGCCUCACAGACUGUUCUAGCCGGGACUUCAGAUAAGCCUUGCAGUUUUCCAUUACACAGAGACUGGACAGCAAAUGUUAUAUCUAGUUUUCUUAGGACUUGACCAUUAUCUCAAUCUUCUCAGUGUCCACUGGGCAUGUCAUUGCCCCCCAAACAAUAGGAAGCAGUCUAGAGAACACAAUGCCUACAUUUCCAACAGGUAAGGUAGGUGCUUUUUGGUCAUUCAGUAGGUUAUGGAUGUUUAUCAUCAUUUAGUGGGGAUGUAGGAAUAUAGGAUAAAAAGACAAUUAUUCAUUUCAAAUUUUUUUACAUUGGUAUGGAUUUUUGUAUAUUGACACAAAUUUAAGGUUAUUUUUGUUAUACUGCAUAUAUGUUUCUACUCUUGUACCUAUGCAGCCCAUUUAAAUUGCAAUAGAAAGUUCUAGUCCUUGAAAGUGAUUAUUAAAACUGUUUAGGAUAAUUAAAAUAAUGCAGGUUAGUAGUCAUCUAUAACAACCAAACUUGUAGUCGUGUUAGGCAUGGUUUCAAGGUUAAACAGAUAUAUUUUAGAUACAUAGGUGAUCUUCAAACACUUCAGAAAACUACAGAAUAUGGCAUUUAAAAUAUUUAAUAACUUAAGGCUUUUCAUGAUAGUGAGAACAAAUCUGCUGCCGGCAGUACCGAUCUACUUCAUAAAAGGUGUUGAAGAACCUCCCCAUAUGGAGUAAACUUCACUGUGGCAAAGCUAGACAUUUUGGCAAGAAACUGUCCUUGCCUUGACUGCUGACAGUAUACUGUACAAACUGGACAAUCAGGACACAAAGGGAAAGGACUGUCAAACAUUUCCAAGGCAAGAUGGGACAGUCUUCAAAAUUCCUGCUUCACAGAAAAGUCCGUCAGUUAUUCUAAGCCUGCAGGCAAAACACGGAUGCCCCAACCAUGCACAGGAACCUUGAGUGACUAUCCAGGCAGCCAGCUGCUUCUGUCAUUUUUAUGGUUUUGGAAGAUGCUUGCUCUUUACUUCCUGUUUACUUGGGUAAUAUUAUAUCCUUCUCAGGUCUCUGAUGGAGUUGAAGAUGAGAUUGUGAUAGUUUUCCUUGUUAUCAAAUUCAGAAAAGAAACUUACAUAAGAGAUCUAAAGUUUAUAAAAUUGAGAACCAUGAAAGCUAAAAUUGUUUGUCUAAGAAAAUGUUUUGAAGUCAAAAAAGAUAAUUUUAGAUUGGUAAACAAGUUAAGAUAGAAAGUAAAUUAGGUACACAACUUUGGACUCACCAAUACAGGGUAGAUAACGGGAUAUUUUCUCUGAAUUUGUUAAAUGCAAGUGGACUGGAUAUUGUAAAUGUCCUUCUUACUUGAUAAUUGCUCUUAUCAUAUAUAGUCUAUGUUAAAGCUAAAAUCUUUCUUUUUGUUUAGACAAAAAAGGGAAAGUGUUGCAGAAUAUUUAAUUAACUAUGCAAAGAAUUCUUGCAUUUGUUUAACUAUGUAAAGAUAUGUUGCAUUUGUUUAUGUUGCAGAACAUUUGUUUAGCUAUGUAAAGAUAUGCUGCAUUUAUUUAUGUUGUAGAAUAUUUAACUAUGUAAAGAUGUGUUCCAGCUGUUUGAUUAUGUAAAGAAAAAUUGCAGUUUUACCUUGCCUGCCUAAGGUACCUCAUUGGUAGAGUAAAAAACUGAAGGGCCAGUAGCAAGGGAGGAGGUACAGGUGGAACUUCCAGGCAGGAAGAGUAAGUAGUAGGAGGAAUUUAGGCUCAAGAAAGAAAAGAAAAGGAGAUGACAGGGAGAUGCCAGAGGCCAGACAGACAGACAUGGAGGAAGCAGGAAAGUAGGAUAUAAAGAGUGAAAAAAAGGUAAAAAAAAAAUCCCAAAGCAAAAAUUUGUAUUAAUAGUAACAGGUUUAAUUAAGUUAAAAGAGCUUGAGGGACAAGGCUAAGCUAAGACAGAGCAUUCACAAUUAAUAAUACGUCUCUGUGUCUUUAUUUGGCAAGCUGGUUGGCAUUCCAAGAAAAUUACAACUACACAGAAGCCUGGCAAUGAUGAUAAAAGUCAACUAUUGAGCUUUGAGUUAUUUUCCAUUUUCUCCUCCUCCUCCUCCUCUUCCUCCUUCUCUUCUUUUUCAUACCAGGGUCUAAUGUAGCCCAGGCCUGAUUCAAACUCACUGUGCCAUAUGGCUAUGGUCCAUUUGUUAAACUACUGUAAUAGGGGUGGGAAUUCUGGGCAGGAAAACUACAGUACCUCGUUCAACGACUAUUCCACCUAUCUCUUCAGUGUGGCUUCCUAGUGGUUCCUUGACCAAGUGAUUGACCUGGUCCAACUGAAAUGUUAGGUUUCUUUUUUUGUUGUAUGCUUGCUUGUUUUUUCUCCUCUAACAAUAAUAUGUCAGUUAUAAACACUUGGGACAUUAAUUGGUAAUGCAUUCUAGGGUAAUAGUUACCUGAGUCACAGUAGCUUGAACACCUGAAAACUAGUUACAUCAAGCCAAUGAAAUUUUUCAUUUUCUGGUAUCUUGAGGAGGAUGAACUUUAUUUGUUUAUGUGGAGGUACAUGAGAACAGUAAAAAAAAAAAAAAUGGUUUCAAAACACUUCCUGUGGGGGGCGGGGUCCCACUGUUUUGGAUUUCACCAGCUUAAAUUCUUCUCCAUGCAGGUGACUGUACUUUCCUAUGUAAUCUAUAUGAUAGGAGGCAAGUGGAUAUAUUGUAAAGCUUGUAAUUUUAUGUAUAUUGUAAAUAUAGCAUAAAACAAUUUCAGUAGAGACCAUAUGUUUUGAUGUUUUUUAAAUAAAGAAGCAAGCAGAAAACCACAUAGAAAACACUAUAAAAGACAACCAGAUCUAGUGGGAGAAGAGAACAACAAAAAUGCCCAGCUACCUCAAGAACUCAAAGUGAAUGAGCAGAUAAGAAGAAUUCUCUCCUCAAUAAUGCUGCCUUGACUGUACAUACGUCCUUCAGCCAACACAGGGCUCAGUUAUGAGUUUUACAUCUUGGAAGUUCAAUUUUCAAAGUAGAAGCAUUGUUUUUAAAUUGUGCACCUUGACUCUUAUCAAAGGAAUUUCGCUUAUAUUCACAGUCAAGUAGCUCUUAGAUAUUUAAGAAUACCAAAAUAUUUAAGAAUACUUUUCAGGACUUCUUUAGUAUCUGGCCUCAAAUAUCUUUGCUUCUAAAAGUAGCACUGAGGCAUGUCCAUAGAAGUGAUAUGUAUUCUAUACAAUUUCCCUAAACAUACUAUCAUACAUGGCUAAUAAUAAGGUGUGUGUGAUGCUUUAAAGAAAGAAGUUUACAUGCUUAGGUGACUCUCCUGGUCUGCUUCUCUUCCCUGGGAUAAUGAGCCUCAGAACAGCUUUGUCUGGGAAAGAUACUCACCUUUCACCCUUCUUGCCUCCACAUUUGCUUGUCUGCUGUUUUCACAGGCAGGGUCAGAGCAAGAUACAAUUUAAUAAUGCUUACAUAAAGGUUCUUCUCAUUUAGAGACUCUCCCAUUUAUUCUCAGUGUUAAUUGUGAAUCUGUUAAUUCCAUUAUGUUUUAAAGCACUUUGAAAUGGUUGAUUUAUAAUAAUUUUGAACAGAUCAUAAGUUCCUAAGGGGAAAGGGGACCUCUGUUAUA